AUGCAGGGCCAGAACUGGUCCGGUCAACCCAUGGACCAGCAACAGAACUUCAAUCCGUCUUUUUUCAACGGCGAUGGCAACAUGGGCCAAGAGGCCAUGCAGAACAUGUUCCAGAAUGGCUCGCGCAACGACAUGGCCAACCAGGCCUUUGCCGGCUUCAAUCCAUCCGCCGCCGCGCAUAACUUUCAGCAGCAACAAUCCCAGAUGAUGAUGGCACAGCAUGCAUUCCAAAAUCGACAGAUGGAUGCCGAAGCCUCGCAACGCUUCGUUCAGUCUAUGGUGCCCAACGGCAUGGAUCCCGCCGCAUCCGCCGCCGCCGCUGCCGCCUACGGUCAUCUCGGCUUCAACGGCUCUGCAUCCGCUCCCGCAUCCAGACGUCAGUCGCAAAAGAACAAUGGCGACGCUUCGCUGGUCGGUGCAUCCGCCGACGGCGUCUGGACUGGCAUGCCCAAUGCAAUGCCCGACUACAUGCAGAAUGGCGCCGGAGCACACGCCAACAUGUCGAUGCGCGCGCCUUCCAAUGCCGAUUUCCGUGCCAGCGCCAACGGCUACGAGCCCGACGGUCCCAGCUCCAACAGCAGCGAGGAUUCAGCCCAAGGCAAGCGCAGGCGCAUGACCUUCACAGCGGCGCCCAUUCAACCCAACCAGACUCAGAACGGCAACAAGCCCGUCCUCCUACACAACGACAGCGGCUCCAGCAUGAGCGGCAUCAACAGCAUCGGAUCCACUCCUGCCCAGCUCCACGCUCCCGAUGGACAGCCAGCCCACUUUGCACGCCCGCCCUUCCGCCACCGCAGGUCACGCAGCGGUUCCGAAGCGGUCGGCCCGCCGGGUUUUGGACAGCGAUCGUUUAGCAGCAUCGAGCUCGGCUCGGGUCUCCAGGAUCCCUACGCAGCAGGCCUUGGCUACCCACAACCGCCCUCUUUAUAUCCAGCCGGCCAGCAGCACAGCCAUUCUUUCAACGGAUCGCAGGCGCUCGCCGCCAUGGGAGGCCAUGCUGCCAGUCACCCUCCGGGCCUCGGCAGCCAGAUCCUGCGCGGCGUCGAUGUGAGCGCCAGCGGCUCGUCGGCAGCCACCGACUUUACAAAACGUAAAGGCUGGACCGGCCGCGUCGUCGAAGAGCUUCUCGACUUUGUUCACGUCUUGGACCCGGAGGGCACCAUCCUCUUUGCGAGCCCCAGUGUGCAAGGUUUGACAGGCUGGAAGAGCGAGGAACUCAAAGGCCGCAAACUCACCGAGUUUGUGCAUCCGCAGGACGUCGCCUCGGUGGAGCGCGAGAUCGACCGGAUGCGAUGCAGCAAGGGCGAGCUGCUCACCUACUACCGCUUCAAGACCAAGACCAGCGCGAACCGCUCCAAGAAGGGCGAAAAGGGCACCAACGACAACGAGUCCUCCGCUGGCGACACGGGCGAGGAGAAGGAGCGCGGCAACGAGCGUCGAAGCGAGGUCGAGCACGCCGAGGCCUUUACGCGCGACGGAGACUACAUUGUCUUUGAGGCGACCGGCCACCCGUACUUCCCGCCCGAGCCCAUCGCUGCGACCAGCGACAAGGGUGGCGCCGAUGCGCCGCAGGAGCAGGACGAAGCAGGAGCAGACAAUGACAAGGUCGUCGCCAGCAACGGCGCCGACGCCGACUCCAAGGCAGGCUCUGUCGCGGUCAAGUCCGAGAAGAUGGCUCCCACCCUGUCGGUCAGCUCCAAGACGGGCGCGCAUCCGCUGAGCCAGGAGCAGACGCUGCAGACGCCCACAAGCGAUGCCACCAGCUCGUCACGCUCGCAGCUGCAGUGCUUCUUCUGCUCGGCCCGACCGUAUCCGAGCAAGAAUACAAGCAUGCUCGACUCGUUCCUCGAACUCAAGCUCGAGAACGAGAAGCUGCGUCUGCUGAUCGCCGACAUGGACCUCACCGGCCCGGAUCACGACCACGACCGCGAUUCCUUCGCGGCCGCCUACCACCCCGAUCUGUUAAAGCAGGAGCUCGAGAGCGAUUCCACGGGAGGAUGGGCGCAUGCGGUCAACCCCAUGUUUGGCGGCGCCGCCAUCGGUCCCGACGGCUGCAUCCUGCCGCCGCAAUCCGGACCGCGUCCCGGCGAGGCCUCGCGCCAGAACUCGAUCGCAUCGCAUCCGACGAGUCCGGUGAUGCGCACCAACAGCGCGCGGGACGAGGUGCUUGCUGGACUCGGCGUUUCGGCGGGCGACGAGUCGGACGAGGAUGGCGGCGCCAGUCAGGGCGUCGCUGGCAUGGGCGGUGCGGACGGGGCUGCAAACGCCGCCGACGAAGCACGACGCAAGAAGAAGCCCAAGCAGGACGACGGCGAUCAUGUGUGCACGGACUGCGGGCGUGUCGACUCGCCCGAGUGGCGCAAGGGUCCGCUGGGCCCCAAGACGCUGUGCAAUGCGUGCGGUCUGCGCUGGGCCAAGAAGAUCAAGCGCAAAGGCGGCGAUCCCAACGUGGCCGCCGGCGCCAUGAUGGUGCAGGGAGGUGGAAUGCCGCCUGCGGGCGGUGUGCCUGGCGGCGUCGGUAUGAACGUCGGCAUGGGCAACCACAUGAUGCCGCACGGACACGGCAUGGCGCACGGCCACCCGCAUCCCUUCAACCGCGCCGAGAGCGGGCAGAUGCAGGGGAUCCAGAUGGCGCCGCCGGGUUCCAUGCCGCCGGGCAUCAACAUGCAGGGCAUGAUGGCGUCGUCGCCCAACGGAUUUGCAGCGCGCGGCUCGUUUGACGAGAACCCGCAUGCGAACCAGAACAAUAUGAUGAACAGCAUGGGCGGAGGUCACAUGUGA
This is a messenger RNA of Moesziomyces aphidis, 2781 nucleotides long. NCBI's taxonomy places the organism in Eukaryota, Fungi, Basidiomycota, Ustilaginomycetes, Ustilaginales, Ustilaginaceae. The record is from the annotation of a GenBank genome assembly.